This is a messenger RNA of Mercurialis annua (annual mercury), 793 nucleotides long. RefSeq names its product FAD-linked sulfhydryl oxidase ERV1. Bases 137 to 715 code for a protein of 192 amino acids. The transcript is spliced from 6 exons. NCBI's taxonomy places the organism in Eukaryota, Viridiplantae, Streptophyta, Magnoliopsida, Malpighiales, Euphorbiaceae. Gene Ontology annotation, molecular function: flavin adenine dinucleotide binding; flavin-dependent sulfhydryl oxidase activity. The record is from RefSeq and is a predicted model, not a curated record. Gene Ontology annotation, cellular component: mitochondrion.
UCAUUUUUGUAAAAAGAACAAAUUAAUUAUCGCCCCAUUACUUUUCACUAAUUAUAAUUCUCCACAUAAACAAAACUAUUAUUUGCAAUUGCAUCUCUAUCUAUCUCUUCCCGCCUAAUCUUUCUUCUCAGAAAAAAUGUCAGAUAAUCCUUUACAGCCAAUCUUUCUAACCCUACAGAAUUUUUCAAAUUGCAUUCAAACCCAUGUCUCCAAUUUUCUAGCCCAGCAUAAUAAUUUUCAAUUAUCAAUUGAUAGUAAAAAGCCAGUCUUUUCAAUUUCAUCCUCCUCUCAAAUAAUAAACCCAUCAAAUGUUGACACUAAUCUUUUCAAUAAGGGAAAAUCUGCUGCACCAGUGACUAAAGAGGAGCUUGGAAGAGCUACUUGGACUUUCCUUCACACUCUUGCUGCUCAGUAUCCGGAAAAUCCAACCAGACAACAGAAGAAGGAUGUAAAAGAACUGAUGGGAAUAUUAUCUCGGAUGUACCCUUGCAAGGAAUGUGCAGACCAUUUUAAAGAAGUUCUAAGAGUAAAUCCUGUACAAGCUGGAUCCCAUGCUGAGUUCUCUCGAUGGUUAUGCUAUGUUCAUAAUGUAGUUAACAGAAGCAUCGGCAAAUUGGUAUUUCCAUGUGAGCGAGUUGAUGCAAGAUGGGGCAAGCUAGAAUGUGAGCAAAGAGCAUGCGAUCUACAAGGAAUUACAUCAACUUUUGGAGAUUAAAAAAGCUAUUAACUUGUUGAUGCAUUUUAAUAAAACUAGUGUCGCUUUACGUGUUUCACACGUGGCUCGUAGUGUGAC